This is a messenger RNA of Stegastes partitus (bicolor damselfish), 2606 nucleotides long. It is a transcript of the gene gphna, whose product is annotated as gephyrin a. Gene Ontology annotation, biological process: establishment of synaptic specificity at neuromuscular junction; glycine receptor clustering; Mo-molybdopterin cofactor biosynthetic process. NCBI's taxonomy places the organism in Eukaryota, Metazoa, Chordata, Actinopteri, Pomacentridae. Gene Ontology annotation, cellular component: postsynaptic specialization; postsynaptic membrane; dendrite. Bases 31 to 2370 code for a protein of 779 amino acids. The transcript has 24 exons. The record is from RefSeq and is a predicted model, not a curated record. Gene Ontology annotation, molecular function: molybdopterin molybdotransferase activity.
GCCGUCACAGUGCAGACAGAGGUUGUAAACAUGGCGGCGGACGGGAUGGUGCUCACCAACCACGACCAUCAGACUCGAGUGGGGAUUCUGACAGUCAGUGACAGCUGCUUCAAGAACUUGGCUGAGGACAGGAGUGGAGUCAACCUGAAGGACCUGGUCCAUGAUCCCUCACUACUAGGAGGAGUCAUAUCUGCCUACAAAAUUGUUCCAGAUGAGAUCGAUGAAAUCAAGGAAACUCUUCUGGAGUGGUGCGAUGAACAGGAGCUGAAUCUUAUUCUCACUACUGGAGGAACUGGCUUUGCACCACGUGAUGUUACACCUGAGGCCACCAGAGAGGUGAUAGAGCGAGAGGCCCCGGGUAUGGCUCUAGCCAUGCUGAUGGGAUCACUCAACGUUACACCACUAGGCAUGCUAUCCAGGCCUGUUUGUGGCAUUCGUGGUAAAACCUUGAUCAUCAACCUUCCAGGGAGCAAGAAGGGCUCCCAGGAGUGUUUUCAGUUCAUUCUGCCAGCUCUGCCUCAUGCCAUCGACCUGCUGCGUGAGGCCACGGUCAGGGUUAAGUCCACACACGCCGCCCUGGAACAGCUGCCAUCCCCUUCUCCUCUGCUGGCCAACACGCACACCAACACGCACUCUAACACACACACCAUGGAGCGUGGCACCCAGUGCGAGGAAGAGGAGGAGGAUGAGGAGGAGGACCGGAGGAGAGGUCGACAUGCGCACAACCACCACCACCACCAGCAUGGCUCCUCCCACAUCACCGCAGCCGCUAUCGCUGCCAAGACAAGCCAUGCUGUGGUCAUGGCUAAGGGGGGUCCCUACCUGCCUGGCAACACACCCGCCCCUCCCUCUCAUUUCACCUGCUCCUGUACUCAUGACCAGCAGAUCCCGGACUCGAUCAUUUCUCGAGGCGUUCAGGUGCUUCCUCGAGAUUCGGCCUCUUUAAGCUCCACCCCUUCCGAGUCACCACGGGCAACACAGGCAACCUCCCGCCUUUCCACCGCCUCAUGCCCGACACCUAAGGUUCAGUCACGAUGUGGCAGUAAUGAGAACAUUCUGAGAGCCAGCCACAGUGCAGUUGACAUCAGCAAAGUGGCACGUCGUCACCGCAUGUCCCCGUUUCCACUGACAUCAAUGGACAAAGCCUUUAUCACUGUUCUAGAGAUGACACCUAUUCUGGGGAUCGAAGUCAUCAACUACAGAGAUGGUUUGGGGCGAGUGCUUGCUCAGGACAUCUAUGCCAAAGAUAACCUUCCUCCGUUCCCCGCCUCUGUUAAAGAUGGCUAUGCUGUACGAGCUGCUGACGGCCCUGGAGAUCGCUUCAUCAUGGGAGAAUCACAGGCUGGACAACAGCCAACCCAUACAGUGAUGCCGGGACAGGUGAUGAGGGUGACCACCGGGGCUCCGAUUCCCUGUGGGGCCGACGCUGUGGUCCAAGUAGAAGAUACAGAGCUGCUGAGGGAGUCUGAAGAUGGCACAGAGGAGCUGGAGGUGAGGAUUAUGGUCCAGGCCCGGCCCGGACAGGACAUCAGGCCGAUAGGUCAUGACAUCAGGCGAGGGGAGUGCGUGCUGGCUAAAGGGACACAUAUGGGCCCGUCAGAGAUCGGCCUGCUGGCCACUGUUGGAGUGACCGAGGUCAGCGUGCACAAGUUCCCUGUGGUGGCUGUCAUGUCCACUGGAAAUGAGCUGUUGAAUCCAGAGGAUGAUCUCCACCCAGGGAAGAUCAGAGACUCUAAUCGCUCCACUCUUCUGGCUACCAUCCAGGAACAUGGAUACCCAACCAUCAAUCUCGGCAUUGUUGGAGACAACCCUGAUGACCUGCUGUCAGCUCUCCAUGAGGGAAUCAGUCGUGCCGAUGUCAUCAUCACCUCAGGGGGUGUAUCCAUGGGAGAGAAGGACUACCUGAAACAGGUGCUGGAUAUUGACCUUCAUGCUCAGAUCCACUUUGGACGAGUCUUUAUGAAGCCAGGUCUUCCUACUACCUUUGCCACAGUUGACAUUGAUGGAACACGGAAACUCAUCUUUGCUCUGCCAGGUAACCCAGUGUCUGCUGUGGUGACAUGUAACCUGUUUGUGAUUCCUGCUCUGAGGAAGAUGCAAGGCAUUCUGGACCCUAGACCUACCAUUAUCAAAGCUAGGCUUUCCUGUGAUGUUAAGCUGGAUCCCAGACCAGAGUACCACCGCUGUAUUUUAACCUGGCAUCAUCAGGAGCCACUGCCCUGGGCACAAAGCACAGGCAACCAGGUAUCCAGCAGGCUAAUGUCAAUGCGUAGCGCCAACGGCCUGCUGAUGUUACCUCCUAAAACAGAGCAGUAUGUGGAACUGCAUAAGGGAGAGGUUGUGGACGUCAUGGUCAUCGGACGGCUAUGAUGCAGACUGAAAUGUCACUCGCUACCGAUUACCAUGGCAGUGCCAGGACUUCUUGUCUGGACAGGAAACGGGCGGGGGCAGGAAGUGAUGCAUGUCUACCUGGUCGCCAUUAGCUGUGAUGUCAUAUGCAACAGCCAAUCGGAGCCAGCGCAGGCUGAAUCCUCAUUGGUCUGCUCUGAGGAGAUCACUGUAUUUCAAUGGAGAAAAAAAAUGUGAAAAAAAUAUAUAAAAUAUGA